This is a messenger RNA of Odontomachus brunneus, 983 nucleotides long. RefSeq lists its product as uncharacterized. Lineage: Eukaryota; Metazoa; Arthropoda; Insecta; Hymenoptera; Formicidae. Bases 490 to 867 code for a protein of 125 amino acids. The record is from RefSeq and is a predicted model, not a curated record. The transcript is spliced from 2 exons.
UCCGAGAGCGCGCCGUACCGCCUGUUUUGCGGCCGAGCCGAGAGGCAGCGACCCUUCGAAGAGAGCGUGUCUAGACCUGUUUUACGAUUCUAUUGUGUUUUCGGGCGUGGUCGGGUCCAGGUAUAACGGAAAUAUCACACGACCGUUAUUCUUUGCCGGAAAUUGGACGCGUUUCGUCAGUAGCUUGCCGUUCGUGCAACUGUGCGUUACAGUGAGUUUUUGUAUGUGAAUACAUAUUCUGAGGAAAAUGGAUAACAGAUAUAAAGGUUCUCGGGAAGCUCAUCAAUCCGGAUCUUUUCGCAAAGAUCGAAGCAAGAAGAAGAUACCGCCCAAAAAUCGAAAUACUGCCGAAAAAGUAGAACUUUCCGACGAGAAUAUUAGUUCCAGUGCCAAAAAAUUGAAGACUGAUCGUGAGACAUCCGCACCAGAAGAUCCAAACAUCGGGUAUCGAAUUUUGAAUUUUCUGGCAGUGUUUUCUGCCUUAUCGGAAUGUGUAAAAUGCAAAAAGGAUACACACAAAACAGCAAUGAGAGCUUCAACCAACUUAUUUGGAAGAUAGCUCCAAAAACGAUGCACAGCGGGGCCAAAAUUGUUAACAUUGCUGCAUUUCUUGCAACAUGCACGUUCAACAAUGGUGUCACGUCAUUGUUAGAAAUUAUGAACGUAUUAGGAAUAUCAGUCGGAUCGGGCGCGCACUUGUACGCUGCGCAAGAAGACGAAACUCGCAUAGCGAAAGCCGAGCUGCAAGCGCAAGAACAGACUAAAGAAGGUCGAAUACGGCGUCGACAACAAAAUUUAGAAACUAUGAACAUUCCGUCGACCGUAGAAGACUUACACUAUGGGCCUGGUAUCGAUGAUUCCAUAUGAUUUUUGAAGAAACGCCAAUGGGUACCGUUUACCCGGAUUUUUUUACGGCGCUCCAAAGAUUAUACCACAACCUCGUCAAUUUUUUAUUUUUUUUAAUAAAAAAAAUUGGACAUAUU